Molecule: messenger RNA, 1762 nt
Organism: Suillus plorans
Lineage: Eukaryota; Fungi; Basidiomycota; Agaricomycetes; Boletales; Suillaceae
Product: acyl-CoA oxidase
Exons: 10
Coding region: 271-1590 (439 amino acids)
Cellular component (GO): mitochondrion
Molecular function (GO): acyl-CoA dehydrogenase activity; flavin adenine dinucleotide binding
Source: RefSeq, a predicted model, not a curated record
GGUUGAUACGGUUGCUCGCAUAAGGUCUUGGCUCAAGUUGGGCUCAAGGCAGGUUUUGCCUUGAAGUUGAACUCUGCCAUAAUAUUAUAGAAUACUGUUGGUCGUCAUUCCAAUGGUCCGGCAUUCUGCAGUAUCACCAUGCAUUAUGUGUGCUAGAACGCUCCGCAUCAACGCUAUGGCAUUAAGCUAUGAUAAGAGAGAAGAUCCGACUGGCAAGCGAUACCAUGUGAUUACUUGGACCAAACUUGGACCAGUAUUUAAAUUGAUGUCAUGCGGCUGUAUUGUGCGCACGCUUACUUUCUAGCUUUGUUAUUCGCUUUCACCAACAUGUUCCGCGUCGCAUCACGAGCACUCCGAGCUACCAAGCAUCGUCCAACGAGACUGGUCGAGCCAGCUAGAACAUUCUUUGUGUCUGCAAUACGGACAGAGGGACUCCGACUCAACUCGCUGGAUACAUUCACGGAGGAGGAGAACAUGUUUCGUGAUUCGGUGAAGCGCUUCGCGGUAGACGUAGUUGGCCCCAAGGUCCGCGAAAUGGACGAGAAAGAAUCUAUGGACCCAACUAUCAUUCAGGGUCUUUUUGAGCAAGGGCUCAUGGGAAUAGAGACAAGCGCCGAGCACGGAGGUGCAGAGGCCUCCUUUGUAUCCGCAAUUAUUGCAAUCGAGGAGCUUGCAAAGAUAGACCCCUCCGUAUCUGUCAUGUGUGAUGUGCACAACACCUUGGUGAACACUAUUCUGCGCACGUACGGCACGAAGGAGCAGCAAGACAAGUGGUUGCCUUUGCUGUCGGAGUCAAAGCUUGGUUCAUUCUGCUUGUCCGAGCCUGCGUCAGGUUCAGAUGCUUUCGCGCUGCAGACAAGGGCAAAGAAGGACGGAGACCAUUGGGUUAUCAACGGAUCCAAAAUGUGGAUCACCAAUUCGCAUGAGGCUGAAAUCUUCCUCAUCUUUGCCAAUGUCGAUCCAAGCAAGGGCUACAAGGGUAUUACUUGCUUUAUUGCAACGAAAGAGAUGGGCGUGCAAAUAGCCAAGAAGGAAGAGAAACUUGGAAUUAGAGCGUCAUCGACAUGCACACUUAAUUUUGACGAUCUCCGAGUACCAGCUGAGAACAUCAUAGGCGGUGAGGGCAAGGGCUACAAGCUUGCCAUCCAAAUUUUGAACGAGGGUCGCAUCGGUAUUGCUGCUCAAAUGUUGGGCCUCGCUCAAGGCGCAUUUGACAAAGCUGUUCCUUAUACCUACCAACGGACUCAGUUUGGUCAGCCAAUUGGAACCUUCCAGGGCAUGCAGUUCCAAAUUGCAAAGGCUGCAGUUGAGCUCGAAACUGCACGUCUGCUUACAUAUAAUGCAGCACGGCGGAAGGAGGAAGGUCGAAGCUUUACGAAGGAGGCGGCAAUGGCCAAGUACUGGGCUAGUCAGGUGGCUCAAGAUGUGAGCGGGUCAGCUAUCGAGUGGUGUGGAGGUGUCGGGUUCACAAGGGAGACGGGGAUUGAGAAAUUCUGGAGAGACUCGAAGAUCGGUGCAAUCUACGAGGGGACGUCAAAUAUCCAAUUGCAAACGAUCGCAAAGUUCAUCCAACAAGAGUACUCUCGAUGACCAACAGAUUCGCGCUUGAGUUGUAUCAAUGGACAAUAUUGUUAAAUAGUUCGUCACGUUUGCAUGAAGAGCAGCAUUCCUUCAAAUACAGCCCAUCCAAUUGCCGAGCUGAGGAUUUUCCUAGACAUGCGGAGAGAUGCACCAUCGAAAAAACCGGCUGCACCACGUUGCU